AUGCCGCCCUGGCUGCUCGGCAGCCUCUGCUGCGUGCUGGCGGCGCGGGCGGCGCUGGGCGGCGGCUCCGCGGGCGCGGAGGAGGAGGAGGAGGAGAAGCUGAUCCGGGUGCUGGUGCUGCUGCCGCAGGACGACGCCUACCUCUUCUCGCUGGGGCGGGUGCGCCCGGCCAUCGAGUACGCGGUGCGGAGCCUGCGGGAGAGCGGCGCGGGUCUGCCGCCCGGCUACACCUUCCAGCUCACCUACGAGGACUCGGCGUGCGGCAACCGCGCCCUGUUCAGCCUGGUGGACAUGGUGGCCCUGCAGCGCCGCCGCCCCGACCUGCUGCUGGGGCCCGUGUGCGAGUACGCGGCGGCGCCGGUGGCGCGGCUGGCGGCGCACUGGGACGUGCCGAUGCUGUCGGCGGGCGCGCUGGCCGCGGGAUUCGGCGCCAAGGGCGGCGAGUACUCGCACCUCACCCGCGUGGCCCCCGCCUACGCCAAGAUGGGCGAGAUGCUGCUGGCCCUAUUCCGCCACCACCAGUGGAACCGGGCCACGCUGCUCUACAGCGACAGCAACCCCGAGCGCAGCUGCUACUUCGCCAUGGAGGGCGUCCAUGUGGUCUUCCAGGAGGAAGCCUUCCACAUGGCCGUGCACAGCUUCGACGAGACCAGCCGCCACCUCGACCUCGACGACGUCGUCCGCGCUCUCCAGACCGGCGAGAGGGUUGUAAUCAUGUGUGCCAGCGGUGACACUAUCAGGAACAUCAUGUUGGCUGCUCAUCGGCAAGGAAUGACCAACGGGGACUACGCUUUCUUCAACAUUGAACUCUUCAACAGCUCAUCAUACGGAAAUGGCUCUUGGAGAAGAGGAGACAAACAUGACCUUGAAGCCAAGAAAGCAUACUUGUACCUCCAGACCGUCACUCUGCUGAGGACCGUGAAGCCUGAGUUUGAGAAGUUUUCCCUGGAGGUGAAAAGUUCUGUUCAGAAGCAAGGUCUUCAUGAGGAUGACUAUGUGAACAUGUUUGUGGAAGGAUUCCAUGAUGCUAUUCUUCUUUAUGCUCUAGCUUUACAGGAAGUCCUGAAGUUUGGUUUCACUAAGAAAGAUGGGGAAAAAAUUGUUCAGCAAACACGGAACAGAACAUAUGAAGGCAUUGCAGGGCAGGUGUCCAUUGAUGCUAAUGGAGACAGAUACGGGGAUUUCUCUGUGAUUGGAAUGACAGACCCAGAGGCAGGCACGCAGGAGGUAAUCGGGGACUACUACGGAAAGCAGGGGCGUUUUGAGAUUCGAUCAAAUGUGAAAUACCCUUGGAAUCAUGGCAGGCUGCGGCUAGAUGAAAGCCGAGUUUCAGAGCACACAAACAAUACACCAUGUAAAUCAUCAGGUGGUCUAGGAGAAUCAGCAGUUACAGGAAUAGUUGUUGGCGCCUUGCUUGGAGCAGGAUUGCUAAUGGCUUUUUACUUUUUCAGAAAGAAAUACAGAAUAACUAUUGAGAGACGAACUCGACGGGAGGACUGUAACAUGGGGAAACAUCGGCAGUUACGUGAAGACUCUAUUAGAUCUCAUUUUUCUGCUGCAUAAAGAAGAGGAAAAAGAAUCCCAUUCUUCCUAGGGAAAAAAAAAUAGGGAAAAGGACACAACCAAAGACAUCAGUGUAAAAAGAAGAGGCUCUUGAAGAACAUACUCUUUUAAGCAGUAAUUUUGUCCUAAUUUCUUUCAGAAGCUCAGGAAUGAUUUACUAAUCACAUUGUGCCGCAGGGCCUUUCAUCUCAUGAAAAAAGAAAAUUAUGCGGUUUGAUGUUAUAGGGUGUACUUGAUAUGUAAAGACAGUAUUUCUUAAGGCAUGUAUUGAGGGCAGCAGAUCUGGGUUUAGUUGAUGGGGAAUGCCUCACUGUGUUCCUUUCUUUUUUGUUUUUUUAGCUUCUGCCACCUCCUUCCAUAAUUGCAUCUCACCCUUGGGUAUCAAAUAUGGUUUCACAGGUGCAGGUGCUGGUUUGCUGUCAAAAGGAAAAAAAAGAGAUUUAUUUGGGGUAUGAUCCUGCAUCACUGAAUCACUGCCAUUGGUUAUAGGGGAUAUGAAUUUGGUGUACGGAGUUUAGUUCUGCAAGGAAACUGGCACUUGGGUGUAAUUAACUCUACUGAGAAAGUCAGGCACGUCGAAACACACAAGCAGUUCUUCCCUUGUUUGUGUGGUACCACAAUCAGAAGCACUGUUUCUCCCCCUUAAAUGCUGGGAGUUACAAAAAUCUCCAGUGAAGGAUGAGGAGUUUCAUUAGUGUGAAACAGUGAGAGAAGACAAUCAGGGCUUGGAGAGGACUGUUAAAUUCGUCAUUCUUACGUGUGUUUUACCACUCUUUUUUCUCUCCACUGCCAUGACUUUUCAGAGUGGCAAAUAUAGGCCAUGUCGAGCCUGCUCCUGUUCCCAGUGAAGUCAGUGGCAAAAUCCCAUUAACUUCAGUGAGCACAGGACUGCAUCCAAAACUGUAAAUAUGAAAGUGUUUGUAUAGCUGACGCAAUUCAAAAGGGGAUCUUUUUUUGUGUAAAAAUGACAUUCCAUGCUACCGUUUUAUUUUUAGGAUAUUUUUUAUCUUGUAUUUUUCUAUUAAAGUAUCUAUUUUUGCUUUGGUAGGAUUAAAAAUAAAGGAAGAGGAUGUUUUGAAGACAUAUUUUUUAUGAUAGGAGUAGUAUGCAGGGAAAGUCAACAGCUGUAAAUACAUUUUAGAACUAGCAUUUAGGGGACGAGAAGUGACUUUGUUGAUAGUAACAGACUUUCUUCUCCAGGCAUGUGCAACAUUCAAGUAGUUAUUUAAACAAUACAAAAGCAGUUACUGAGUUGUCUGCAUGAUGAUGGGGCUGAUGCUGAAAAUUGUGAAUUGUUUCACCUGUUAAAGAGUCCUGCAGAAGUUGGUGAGGUUUAGCUGUCCAUGUGUGUACAAUUGAACAUUCAAGGAACUACCUUCAGGAAUCGGGUGGUAAAACACUGUUCUAGUGCUGACUUUAAUCCUGCUGCCAUCAGUAUCCCUGGGACAUCUGCCAUUGAUUUUACCAGGAGCAAAACUGAAUCUCUGAUGAAUUAGUUACUGACAGGUUAUUUUAUACUAGACAGAGGAAAGUUUUGCACUUUCUAGUCAACAAAUGGAAAUAAACAGUACUUACUGUAAAUGUGGUGAAGAAGACCCAUAAAAUAUUGUCUGUGGGAAAAUCAAGCUAUGACUGUGGUUCUAGUGCAUGCAAUAUUUUGGUAUUUCAUAUAUCCAAUAUCCUAUUCUGAUUUAGUAAGAAAAACUUUCUGUUCUCAGCUAUCAUAGUCAGAUUUGAAAAUUACUCUCAAAACUGGCACUGAAGCCUGACUUCUACAAAACUUCUAGUCCCUGAGAAGCCAGGGUACCAAAUCCGAGAAACCACUUUGGGGUUGCUGGAAGUGAAUGAAGAGCAAAAACUGGCUAUGCCUCCUUUCUGAUGCCUUUUAUUUGUUGAUGGACUUUUUUUUCCCUUGUAUUUCACUCAUUUCUUAGCAUAUGGAGGGAUAUAAUACUGUCCAAUUUUCCAGACAGAGAGAGUGUAGGGCUUCUUGACUUAGGGCAGCUCCAGGACAGGAAGUAGAUUUCCAUCAUCCCACUGCCAGCUCUGGGCCUGUGUGACUUCUGCGAAGAUGCCUUGAGCAGGUUUCUGUAGCCUUCUUAUCUCAUGGGCACCAGAGAAGGAUUUAGGCUAGAGCAGCAUUCAUACUGCUGUGGAGCUGGAGAGAAAAAAAAGCUUUGUGAUUAGUUUGUGGAUUUUUUUUCCAAGCAGCUGAGUUUGUCUAGCCCUUGGGCAUGCUUAAGGUUUGGGUUUUUUUUAAAUACUUUCCAAGGCAGUUUUGAUCAGCUUCUUGUUUUGCAAAGGUGUGUUUCAGCAUUUUACUUCUUUUACUUGUUUAACUACUUUGCCACAGGAAGAAAAGGGAAGGAAAAUUCUUAUAUAUGUA
Messenger RNA from Empidonax traillii (willow flycatcher), 3949 nucleotides. It is a transcript of the gene NPR3, whose product is annotated as natriuretic peptide receptor 3. Gene Ontology annotation, biological process: vasodilation; regulation of blood pressure. The transcript is spliced from 8 exons. NCBI's taxonomy places the organism in Eukaryota, Metazoa, Chordata, Aves, Passeriformes, Tyrannidae. Gene Ontology annotation, cellular component: membrane. Bases 1 to 1563 code for a protein of 520 amino acids. The record is from RefSeq and is a predicted model, not a curated record. Gene Ontology annotation, molecular function: natriuretic peptide receptor activity; peptide hormone binding.